Episyrphus balteatus (marmalade hoverfly) is the source of this 1745-nucleotide messenger RNA. RefSeq names its product platelet glycoprotein 4-like. Gene Ontology annotation, molecular function: scavenger receptor activity. The record is from RefSeq and is a predicted model, not a curated record. NCBI's taxonomy places the organism in Eukaryota, Metazoa, Arthropoda, Insecta, Diptera, Syrphidae. Gene Ontology annotation, cellular component: membrane; cytoplasm. The transcript has 6 exons. Bases 151 to 1668 code for a protein of 505 amino acids.
AUUGAAUCAAUGAAUAAAUUGAAUAGAAUACAUUUUUAAUAGCAGUGCCAUUGCAUGUAGCAAAUUCUGUUUCACACGUUUGAUAAGAAUACAAAAUUUCAAGUUCUUUCGUUUAUUUUGCGGAAAGUUUCUGAUGACUAAAAUAAAACUAUGAAGAGACACAGUAUUUCAUACAAGGGCAUAGGAUACCUUUUCCUAGGAGUCUUAUCAUUUACACUUGGAUUUCUCUCAAUAUUCUUUGAUUACCAAGAGAUAGCACUUUAUGAACGCAUAAGGCUACGACCAUGGUUGCCACCUUAUGAAAUGUGGAGACAUCCAUCUGCCUCCGGUAUUGACAUCGGCAUCAAAACUUAUUUAUUUGCAGUACAAAAUCCUUAUGAAUUCCUUUCGAAUGAAAGUACAAAAUUAAAACUUGAAGAAAUUGGUCCAAUAGUCUACAAAAAGAUCCUACGACAAGAGAAUAUAAGAUUUCACAAAGAAAAUUCAACAAUGACUUUUACAUCUGUUUAUGAUAUUGUAUUCGAUGAGGAACGUUCAGAAACAGGAAUUUUAAAUCAAACUAUUACAGUGGUUAAUCCUAUGUUGUUAGGAUUCGCUGCAAUGGCUCAUGAUAUGUUUCUUGCAAGAUUGGCAUUUAAUAUGAUCGCUGAGGAUGAUGACGUAUUUCUCAAUCGAACUGUAUACGAAUUACUGUGGAACAAUUCUUCGCCAAUAUUUGACUUUGUCAAGAAAAUUCCAUUUGCUGCUCCUCGAGAAAAUGCUGGAAUUCUGCAUAAUUCCUUCUAUCCAUCCGAUGAAACAUACAAUGUUAACAUCGGAUCAAAACACGGAUUCAAGGAUUUCUUCAAAAUAAACACAUUCAAUGGAUUAUCCAGAAUCGAUGUGUAUGAUGAGAAUUUUGCAGAACAUUGUCCAUUAGUAUCUCUCAAAGGUUCAAGUGAAGGAACUGGUCUACCACCUCAUAUUGGAAAAAAUGAUAUGGUAUAUGCAUACACUAAAAACCUUUGUAUGACUUAUCCGAUGGUUUAUAAUGCAACAGUACCGGUUAACGGGGUGGAGGCAUAUAAAUACGUUCUAGCUGAUGGAAUUUACAAAAGAUUAGAGGAUCCUAGUUUGGAUUGUUUCAAACAGACAAACGAUGUUCCAUUACCUGAUGGACUGAGCGAUGCAUCCAAGUGUGCUUUUGGACUUCCAGUCGCAGUUUCCAAUCCUCACUUUUUGGGUUUUCAUGGUCCAUGGGAAAACUAUAUAGAAGGUCUUGCACCAGAUGAAGACAAACAUGCGACUUAUGUUACAGUUGAGCCAACAUCUGGAGUUCAAUUGGAAGGAAUAGCAAGACUACAAUCCAAUAUGCCACUGCCAUCGUUAGAUAAUUAUUAUUCACCAAACAUCAAAAGAUUCAGCAAUAUGAUAAUGCCACAAUUUUGGAUGGAAUAUUUUGUUAUCAACAAGAGUUCCAUUAUUUAUGGAUUGAUUAAAACUUUCCUAUUUCUACCAGUUAUUCAGCCAAUAUGUGUAAUAGUUUUAUUUAUUUUAAGUUUAUUUGCAUUUUAUAAAAGUGUAAAGAUAAUUUUUUAUCAUAAGGAUUUAACUAGUUUAUUAAUACAGCCGGAGUUAUUGGUGUUGCAACAGCCACUUUGUUCGGAAUUAAAUUCUAAAAUACAUUAACACAACAAAAUUCAAGAUAACUAUAACAAAUUUUGUAUUUUUAUACUAAGAUAGAAUAAAAUAUGACUGUGAUAUAU